AUGGAGCUGCUGUCUGGGACAGGCCUGUGGCCUGUGGCCAUAUUCACAGCCAUCUUCAUAUUACUGGUGGACCUGAUGCACCGGCAUCAGCGUUGGUCUUCCCGCUACCCACCGGGCCCUGUGCCAUGGCCUGUGCUGGGUAACCUGCUGCAGGUGGACCUAGAUAACCUUCCAUACAGCUUGUACAAGCUUCAAAACCGCUAUGGUGCCGUGUUCAGCCUGCAGAUGGCCUGGAAGCCCGUGGUUGUGAUCAAUGGGCUGAAGGCAAUGCAGGAAGUGCUGGUGACCUGUGGAGAGGACACUGCUGACCACCCUCCAGUGCCCAUCUUUGAGUACCUGGGAGUGAAGCCCAGAUCCCAAGGUGUGGCCCUUGCAUCUUACGGACCCGAGUGGCGAGAGCAGAGGAGAUUCUCUGUGUCCACCUUGCGCAACUUCGGCCUGGGCAAGAAAUCUCUGGAGGAGUGGGUGAUCAAGGAGGCCGGUCAUCUCUGUGACGCCUUCACGGCCCAGGCUGGGAAGGCCAUCAACCCAAAUACCAUGUUGGACAAAGCUGUGUGCAAUGUGAUUGCAUCUCUCAUUUUUGCCCAUCGCUUUGAAUAUGAAGACCCUCACCUCAUCAGGAUGCUGAAAGUACUGGAAGAAAGUUUGGCAGAAAUCUCUGGCUUCAUUCCUGAGGUUCUUAAUGCAUUCCCAAUACUCCUGCGCAUCCCAUGGCUGGGUGAUAAGGUCUUCCAAGGUCAGAAGUCCUUCAUGGCCAUACUGGAUAACCUCUUGACUGAGAACAGGACGACAUGGGACCCUGCCCAGCCACCCCGAAAUUUGACGGAUGCCUUCCUUGCAGAGAUUGAGAAGGCAAAGUCCAACAGGAAAUUGACCAAGUCAUAG
Apodemus sylvaticus (European woodmouse) is the source of this 885-nucleotide messenger RNA. Its product is annotated as cytochrome P450 2D9-like. Gene Ontology annotation, biological process: xenobiotic metabolic process; arachidonate metabolic process. The coding region runs from base 1 to 885 and encodes 294 amino acids. NCBI's taxonomy places the organism in Eukaryota, Metazoa, Chordata, Mammalia, Rodentia, Muridae. The transcript has 6 exons. The record is from RefSeq and is a predicted model, not a curated record. Gene Ontology annotation, molecular function: oxidoreductase activity, acting on paired donors, with incorporation or reduction of molecular oxygen, reduced flavin or flavoprotein as one donor, and incorporation of one atom of oxygen; iron ion binding; heme binding. Gene Ontology annotation, cellular component: cytoplasm; intracellular membrane-bounded organelle.